ACCGACUGGUGAUUCCUUUAUUCGCGUUCGAAGCGUACACUCGUAUAAUCGUGUCUUUCAGUAGUUAGAUGUUGCAGUGAAAUAUGCGACAAGUUUUCGAUAUUUAGAUCGGCAUUAACCUUGAGAGAUAUUUUUUCGUUCAAGAUAAACAGUAGUUGCACUUCAAACAAACAAAAAAAAAACUUUUCUUCUUCAUAAAUAAAAAUGAGUUCGUCACACAUGAUAGGGGCAAAUAAACGGAACAUGUUGGUGUUUUUCACAAUUUGUGGACUCUUUUCCACGGUACAUACAGUCGAAUUAAGUUCUAGCUCUAAUAAAACUGUUAAUGGAAGUGAUAGUGUAAGUAAAUUAAGUGAAAUUGUAAUGAAUAAUUUUGUUGCGACGACGCCCAAAAUUGAUGUAUCACAAACGAAGGCGCCCAGUCGGUACGAACAAGGCCUAGAAGACUAUGAAGAAGCUGUGGCACGCGUUGAACACACAAAGGAAGAACAACGCAGUUCGAAUAACUUUGAACAAAUUGCGUCCCUCUUUAGUGUCUUAAACGCGGCAUGGAGGAAAACUUCUCAAAGCUCUAAAGAGGCAAGAAAAAUUGACACGGACAAAAUAAGUCUAUCGAAUGAUACGUCUCUGUCUACGGAAGUUAAUGACCAAUCAGAGGGACGAUACAUUAAAGGGGAUCCCUUAAAAGGAUACUACGAUUUCAUUAUAACUGAAGGUUCAUAUAAGUUCUGGGCAGCGUUUCAGUUAUUCACAGCCGGACUGAUGAUCUACUCAACAUUUGCAGCCAUCUACUAUUCAAAGGUCAAUCCAAUUGUGUCCGAUUACGAUUACAUAAAUUAUUUGGGUGGAGGCAGAUCGAUGGCAGACGAUCCCGAACCAUCGGAGAAUGGUUACCAUUUGUCGUCACUUUUAAAUUCUCAUUGGCUGCAAACGGCCGCUCAUGGAUUCGAAUUUGUGCUUGAUGCCGUCGAUCGAUUACCACAAUGAUAAAACGAAAACGUUGCACGAGAUUCAAUUGGGUACAAAAGUGUGUGGCAGAGAUUUCUGUGUUCUUUUAUUUGGUUUUUACGAUUGUUAAUGAUUGACUGGUGUAGAGAUGCUACCUCAUGGGUAACAGCCAACUAUCGCUCUUUAUAUUUACUUCUUCUAAAUGUGUGAGGGUAAUAUUGUAUAACUGAAGUAAUAGAAAGUAAGCUGCUGAUCAAAUUUUUGAAUUAAAGAAUCCAUCAAACAACCAAC
Bradysia coprophila is the source of this 1239-nucleotide messenger RNA. RefSeq lists its product as uncharacterized. Lineage: Eukaryota; Metazoa; Arthropoda; Insecta; Diptera; Sciaridae. The record is from RefSeq and is a predicted model, not a curated record.